Messenger RNA from Cloeon dipterum, 1044 nucleotides. RefSeq names its product ankyrin repeat domain-containing protein 65-like. Bases 534 to 992 code for a protein of 152 amino acids. The transcript is spliced from 5 exons. The record is from RefSeq and is a predicted model, not a curated record. Gene Ontology annotation, molecular function: protein binding. NCBI's taxonomy places the organism in Eukaryota, Metazoa, Arthropoda, Insecta, Ephemeroptera, Baetidae.
UGUUCCUGUGCAGGGAAUGUUUUGAGACUUGGUAGCUAAAAUUGUACAUGCCAAAGUUGUCUGCUUGAUUUCAAAGUCGGAAAGGGGCUUGAUUUUGAGUGGCAGCAGGGGUUACGGUUGGUUGCUGGUCAAACACACGCAAGGCGGGGCAGCAGGGAGGGAGCUUUUCCAUUGCCAAGGUGAACCGUGACGCAGCCCCAUGGUGGCCUUAAGGUACUGCUGACCACUCGCGCCGCUGCAUCACCACGGAGAACAAGGUCGUUCCCUGCUUUUGUGGGGCGUGCUGGGGCCCUCUGGUAAAGAUUCCGCCUCGACCAGGGCACGCCCUGGAGGAGGCGGUGUCUUUAUGGUUGGAGGUGGGCAACCUGGCCCCUUUAGAGCACGCGGUGCUAAACGGCUACGGCCAGCUGCUUGAGGGAAGGACGUCGCGCCUGCCCAAAGUGAAUGCCUUCCUCAAAAAAGUGCCACGAUAUCAGGGUCGCAUAGCCAGGGUUCACGAAGCGGCCGCCGCCGGUGACCUAACGACCUUGGCCAUGAUCUUGGAAAAACCCGAGCUGGCCACUUCCAGAGACGACGCAGGCAGCACCCCCGUCCAAAAGGCCAUGCUCGCUAACCACAUAGCCAUCGUCAGAUAUUUACUUCAUAAAUCACCAAGAUGUCUCUCUGCUACUGACAGAAUGGGGCGCACACCUCUGCAUUAUGCCGCUGCUCUAGACGGUGUCACGCAAGGCGGUGGAGACACCAGUGGAUUUUCCUGGUACCAAUUUCUGGUAGAUGAAGGUGCUCCAGAGGACGUCGAGGAUUUGUUGGGAAGAGCGCCAAUUUUCUACCAAGAAUUCUGCGAGGAGUUAUUGCUGCAUUCUAAAGGCAGUCCAGAGAGUGAAUCUCCUUGUGCGGUUUUGAGCAGGUGCUCAUCAGCUUCAGAGAAGGAGGACAAAAAUCAAUUAUCCUUCCAAGUCACCAUCAGAAUAGGCGAAUUCGACUCUGGUUGAUUGUUCUAAAUUAAAUAUUACACAACUAAAUUCCAUUCAUAUAAAUAAACUU